AUUUUAAUUUUUUUUCAACGUUUAAAAAUGAAGGGAUAUUGCAACAUGACUGAAUUGGCUUUAUUUGGAUUGGUAAUACUUUUUGUUGGGCAGAUGUCAGUUUUGGGUGCUAACAGUGCCAACAGAAACUCUCUGCUUAUGAGCGGUCCCUGGGCGUUGAAUUCCUGGUCAGACGCCGACCCAAACUUUUUACGGUUUGGCAGAUCUGCCGCAUCAAAUGAAGAAGGAAUUAAACGUGCUGCUGGACAAUCUGCAAAUUUUCUUAGAUUUGGAAGAUCAGCCCCAUAUGACCCAAAUUUUUUGCGAUUUGGAAGACAAUUGGGCAACCAACAACAACACAAUAAGGGUUUAGUCGACCAAAGUUAUCUUCGAUUUGGCCGAAGUAGUGGAGGGAAUAAAGGAAAUAAUUUUUUAAGAUUUGGAAGAGGAGCUGAAGAUAUUCCAUCAGAAGCUGAAGCCUUUGAAAGAGAAUAUCGACAAUCUAAUAACCCAAACUUUCUUCGUUUUGGUUAA
This is a messenger RNA of Meloidogyne enterolobii, 513 nucleotides long. The record is from the annotation of a GenBank genome assembly. NCBI's taxonomy places the organism in Eukaryota, Metazoa, Nematoda, Chromadorea, Rhabditida, Meloidogynidae.